AGCACGAUCUUCGGAGUUGUCAGGCGGAAUGGCGUCUGGUUCAGGGAUUCGCCGCAUAGGACAGUCGCUCUUAGCAGCGUCUCCCUCUUCAUUCGUACGCUCUUUUUACCAUGACUUGCCACGCGAUCCUGGCUUGGUCAUAGCGUCGAUCCGAGCACACUACGUGCAACAACACACCUCUUCCUGCAGCCGUGGCUUCCCGACCUCACCACUUCCCCACAAGACGCAAUCGCAGCAGCAGCCGGCGCAGCAGCCGUUUCUGUCACAAUCACUACCAUAUCCCCAUUUUUCGUCCCGGUUCAUUUCCGUGUCGAGGACCCGUCAUAAUCACUCGCAUUUACAGUCACGUCGCCGAUCAGAAAUCUCUCGAUCUCAUCCCAAACUCGCCCACGCAACGAUCCACGGUCUAGAUCUCUCCUCCUCAUCGCCAGCCGUCGUUCCCUCCCGCUCUCUCAACAUCUUCACCGUUUUCCGGAAAGAGUCGCGGGAGAAGGAGAUCGAGCGCCUGAAGGACGAGUUAAACCGCGGAUACUUCGACGAUUUCAAGGAGCUCAAGGAAACUGCCGGGAAAGUGGGCCCGUCGCCUACCUCCUCGCCGCUUCCAGCCGCCGGAGCCGCGGAGUUUCCGCGAAUUACGGGAACCACGUCAUCCAACACGCUGGUGGAGCUGCCUCUCGAGCUGCAGGGUGACACGUGUCGAGUGGUUCUAGUCUGCGUGGCGUUCCGUGCAAACGCUCAGGGCAUGGUGGAGUCAUGGCUGAAGCCCUUCCUCCAGCACACUUCUCCCAGUUCUCCCUCUGUUCACCCCGCCUCCACUUCACCCACUUCCACACUCCCGUCCACUUCCAAAGUCCCUUCCACUUCCACAGUCCCUUCCACCACAUCCUCCUCCUCUCCAGCCUCGGACAGACCUCACUCUUUCCUCCGGCCUCUGUGUGUGCUGUGCCAAAUCUCCUGGGUGGAGUCAUGGCUGCUGUCCGUGCGUCCCGUUCGAUCCUGGCUGCUCAGCAGCCUGCGCGGGGCUGAAGCCAAGCAGCAGGCACGCUUGACCGAUGCUGCUGGUGAUUCGGAGGGCGUUGAUGGUGUGUUGACUGACGGUGUACGCGUUUGGUGACACGUGGGAGUUCAGAAAGAGACUGGGCAUUGUCAACAGACUCACAGGGUAUGCAUUCCUCGUGGAUGGCAAGGGCCGUGUCCGUUGGCGUGCAUCCGGAACAGCCUCUGAUGAGGAGGUCCCUUCCAUGAUUUCUGCUGUCCAUAAACUUCUUGCAGAAGCUAAUGUACGGCAGACCUAAGUGCUGUUGCAGCAGGAAUUCAGGAUGGUCAAGUGCAGGACUAAUGUGUGCUGGAUUCUGAUUGGUAUUUAUUUAUGUAGCAUGUUGUCAUGUCAGGAUGGCCGAGUUGGUCUAAGGCGCCAGUUUCAGGUACUGGUCCGAAAGGGCAUGGGUUCGAAUCCCAUUCCUGACAGCUUUCCGGUAACAUUUUUGCGCGGCAGUCACAAUUGCUUUUGCACCUGUUUGCUUGUCCGCCAGUGGUCACCACGGGCAUGACCUCGAAGCUGAAACCCUAAUUUCUUGAUGCCAUUGCCAUUGAUAGGCAAGGUUGUUCGUUUAGGGUUGUGUCUGCCUGGUUGAAUCAAAUAGUGAAUUGUUACGAGGCUUCACGUUAGACCUCAAUUUUGUGGAGAAA
This is a messenger RNA of Closterium sp. NIES-67, 1689 nucleotides long. The record is from the annotation of a GenBank genome assembly. NCBI's taxonomy places the organism in Eukaryota, Viridiplantae, Streptophyta, Zygnematophyceae, Desmidiales, Closteriaceae.